This is a messenger RNA of Opisthorchis viverrini, 2515 nucleotides long. RefSeq lists its product as hypothetical. Gene Ontology annotation, biological process: mitochondrial calcium ion homeostasis; calcium import into the mitochondrion; translation. Gene Ontology annotation, molecular function: structural constituent of ribosome; RNA binding; calcium ion binding. The record is from RefSeq and is a predicted model, not a curated record. The annotation marks the transcript as partial. NCBI's taxonomy places the organism in Eukaryota, Metazoa, Platyhelminthes, Trematoda, Opisthorchiida, Opisthorchiidae. The transcript has 12 exons. Gene Ontology annotation, cellular component: uniplex complex; ribosome.
UCAACCGUUGGCCUAUCGGUGUGUGCGGAUUUUAGGGCCGAACCUCUCCUCGGGGGAAGGCAGCAGCGCUGCUUCCGUAAAUAUAGACAUGCUAAUAGCCUUGGAGAAGCACCUUACUGCCUUCAUAUUCCCAUAACAGACGACAGUACCACUUUACCUUCAGACUGCCCCGUAAUGGCACAAUGGAAACUCGAAGAAGAGACCGUACCGGAAGACAUCUUGACGCUUCUGCUAAGCUCCAGAUUAACACCGAUCACCAACGCGUCAAACAGUAGUUCGCCGGUAGAGGCACUGCUUAGUGGGGAAAUCCGCUUGUCUGUCUACAUCAUCCGUCCCGCUUCACAUUUUGCGACUGAUAGUAACAUCACUGUAGCGUCAAAAUUUAAUCUUCGUCACCAUGUCGCCAAUCAUUUGCUUGUGCCCGGUCAGUAUAUGCUGACAAAGGUUUUCCGAAUUGGUCUCGUGAAGUGGAUACAAGGCUGUAUCUUGCGUCGCACCGGAAAUUUAACAGACGAAGUGGAUGUGCAUUUCUCCCUCUGGCUCAUCAUUGCUGCCCAUUUGGGCUGUGGCGCUCUUUGUUGGACCGGCUUACAUUUUGAAUCAUCACGUUACUCAUCUACCCCGAUAUGCAUUAGAUCAAGACCGUUUGUUUUUAAUUGUGUGCCGCCCGGAGAUUCUCUUACUUGGUUUGUUUCUAACUUGCAAAUCGAGUUGCUACGUGUUGAGUUCGACCACUUCAGUGCUAGUCAACAGUCCCUAUCUCCAUCGGAACUGGCACAGUCAGUGCUCCGUUUUGCACGACAAAAACCCGAAUUGGCAACCAAGAGACUGGAAACAGUCGCAAACAGUGCUUCGCUGGCAGGAAAAACUAUUGGAUUUGAGGCAUACAAAUCACUUUUUAACUUCUUAUAUGUGAUUGAAGACUUUUCUUCGGCUCUGAAGAUGUUCGCGAUUGCCAAACACAGCAUUUCCAAGGAGGAAUUUCAACGCGCAGCUCGUGCGGUGACUGGUUCGUUUCUUGAUCCUAUCCUGGUUGACACCUUGUUCAUUCUUUUUGAUUCUGAUGGUGAUGGACACCUCAGUUACCAUGAGUUUAUCGAGACAAUACGUGCACGCGGAAUAGCUGGUGCUCAGUUCACUCGUUUCUCAGAGGGGCAAGUUUGGCUACUGUCGCGAGUAGUUGUUAUCAAUGAGUAUCUUUCCAGUUUAGCUAACUGCCAGUUAUGCUCACUAUCCAGACAGCCGUUAGUACACACUAUACAGAACAUGGUCCACAUGUUGCUGAAAAAUUCGACGGUCCACGAUCGGUUUCGUUCUUUUUGGAACCCAUUAGGUGGGCGCAGUCUCCGAGUUUCCGUCAACCUUAGGUUCUACUUGAACGCGAAAUGCACGAAAUCAGCUAACUACACUCAUUUGCAUACCAAUUUGAUUUUGGACCCGGCCCUUCGGUUCUCCUACUGGCCUCGAUACGUUGCCCGGCUUCUAAGGUUCCGCGCAGUAUAUCGCAAGGAACUUCUCGGGUGGAAAUUACAAACAGAGCAACCCUUUGAAAGGCCUGAUAAGAAGCCAAAUGAGUAUCGUGAAGAUGCGUACCUCCCUAUUUGGCGCUUUUCGGAAGCUCCUCCAUGGAACAUAGCCAACCGUAUAUCAGAGUUCCCCUACCCAGAUACUGACUGGUGCGUGGUCUUGCCAGACGGAAAAAAAGUACGCAAAACACUAAAACCGAUGUUACCAGAGGAACAGCUGAUCUUCAAAGGUGAUCGAGUCAAAAUUCUUGUUGGACCAGAUAAGGGAAAGGUUGGCCUCGUUUCGUCUGUUCUCAAAAUGCGCCGUAUGGUCAUUGUCGAUGGCCUUAAUUAUCGACUUUCCGCGGUUACAGCCGAUGACAUUCGACGUGAAGAAUUACCGCUGUGUCUGGAUACAGAAAUUGCUCUGGUCGAUCCAGUAGACGGUAAACCUUGUCAGCCUUCUUGGCGCUAUGAUGAUAAAGGGAAUCGCGUUCGGGUCUCUUUGAAAACUGGUCGAAUCAUCCCUUUGCCAAUGUCUGCGCGGAUCCUCGAUGAUUUGACUGACCCAAAGGCUGCUAUCCGUGGGCCAAAGGAUACUCCAGCCUCUGUCGUCACUCGUGUGACGUUUAACCCGGCAAACGACUCUUCCAAAAUCUCCUUUGAGGAAGAUUUAUCUGUUCAGUUUGGAUUAGAUACAACAAAGAAGCCAUUUCCAACUUUCUGGUACUAGGCGAUUCGCGUGUGUAAAUAUAGUGCUCAACUACCGUGUUUGCUCAGUCUCUGAAUUGCUCCAAUCCAAUAUANACGGUGGAACGAUCGUCUUCUGUUAUGAAGGCGACCUCUGGGAAAAGCGGGAAGUGAUCCUCUGGAGAAUGAUUUUCGCGUAAAAAAAUCUGUUACGAACUGAGCACGUAUCCUGCUUUAUUUGUAAUAGUUUUGUGUCCCAUGAUUCACUUACUCAGCUUCCUGCAAGUAAAUGUGGUGUUGCUUUUGUCUGCUAAUCGAAG